AUGAAUGAAGACCUGCCCAAGGAAUAUUUUGAACUAAUAAGGAAGGCUCUUAACGAGAAAGAGGCAGAAAAAGCGCCCCUGAGUAGAAGAAGAAGAGUCAGAAGGAAGAACCAGCCCCUACCAGAUGCCAAGAAGAAGUUUAAAACAGGGUUGAAUGAAUUGCCACGAGAAAGCGUUGUUACUGUAAACUUAGAUUCUUCAGAUGAUGGCGUCGUUACGGUACCGACGGAUGAUAGUGUAGAGGAAAUCCAGUCAUCUGAAGAAGAUUAUGAUUCGGAGGAAUUUGAAGACGUGACAGAUGGAAAUGAGGUGGCCGGUGUAGAAGAUAUAUCUGUUGAAAUUAAGCCCUCUAGUAAAAGGAAUAGUGAUGCUAGAAGGACAAGCCGCAACGUUUGUUCUAAUGAAGAACGGAAAAGGAGAAAAUAUUUCCACAUGUUGUAUCUAGUUUGCUUGAUGGUUCAUGGAUUUAUACGAAAUGAAUGGAUUAACAGCAAGCGCUUGUCUAGAAAACUGAGCAACUUAGUUCCUGAGAAAGUGUUUGAGCUACUGCAUCCUCAGAAAGAUGAGGAACUCCCACUUAGGAGUACUAGGAAAUUAUUAGAUGGGUUGAAGAAAUGCAUGGAGUUAUGGCAAAAACACUGGAAGAUCACUAAAAAAUAUGAUAAUGUGGGACUUUAUAUGAGAACCUGGAAAGAAAUUGAAAUGAGCGCCAAUAACAAAAGAAAAUUCAAGACGUUGAAAAGAUCUGACUUUUUAAGGGCCGUCAGUAAAGGUCACGGAGAUCCUGAUAUUUCAGUGCAAGGUUUCGUUGCGAUGCUCAGGGCUUGUAAUGUUAACGCACGACUUAUCAUGUCAUGUCAACCGCCAGAUUUUACCAAUAUGAAGAUUGACACUUCUUUGAAUGGAAACAAUGCGUACAAAGAUAUGGUCAAGUAUCCGAUUUUUUGGUGUGAAGUGUGGGACAAAUUCUCUAAGAAAUGGAUAACUGUUGACCCAGUAAAUCUCAAAACCAUUGAACAGGUCAGACUUCAUUCCAAGUUGGCACCGAAAGGCGUGGCGUGCUGCGAAAGAAAUAUGUUGAGGUACGUGAUUGCUUACGAUCGGAAGUAUGGCUGUAGAGAUGUAACUCGAAGAUAUGCCCAAUGGAUGAACUCUAAAGUAAGAAAAAGAAGAAUUACUAAAGAUGACUUUGGUGAGAAAUGGUUCAGAAAAGUGAUAACAGCACUUCACCAUAGAAAGAGAACCAAAAUUGAUGAUUACGAAGAUCAAUAUUUUUUUCAGAGAGAUGAAAGUGAAGGCAUACCAGAUUCGGUGCAGGAUUUGAAAAACCACCCAUAUUAUGUUUUAGAACAAGAUAUCAAACAGACUCAAAUUGUAAAGCCAGGAUGUAAAGAGUGUGGAUAUUUAAAAGUACAUGGAAAAGUUGGGAAGGUUUUGAAAGUUUAUGCAAAAAGAGAUAUUGCGGAUUUGAAAAGUGCUAGACAAUGGUACAUGAACGGCCGAAUUUUAAAAACUGGUAGCAGGUGUAAAAAGGUGAUAAAGAGGACAGUUGGAAGGCCUAAGGGCGAAGCAGAAGAAGAAGAUGAAAGAUUAUAUAGCUUUGAAGACACAGAAUUAUACAUCCCUCCAUUAGCCAGUGCGAGCGGUGAAAUAACCAAGAAUACAUUUGGAAACAUCGAAGUUUUUGCACCAACGAUGAUACCUGGUAACUGUUGUUUGGUUGAGAAUCCUGUGGCAAUUAAAGCUGCUAGGUUUUUGGGGGUGGAAUUUGCACCUGCUGUAACUUCUUUUAAGUUUGAACGCGGCAGUACAGUUAAGCCAGUUUUAAGUGGCAUUGUUGUUGCAAAGUGGCUCAGAGAAGCUAUUGAAACCGCUAUUGAUGGAAUAGAGUUUAUUCAAGAGGAUGAUAAUAGGAAGGAACAUUUGCUUGGUGCUUUGGAGAGUUGGAAUACUUUACUGCUAAAACUGCGUAUUCGUAGCAAGCUGAACUCCACAUAUGGUAAAAUUGCCGAGGAAGAACCUAACGUUACGAAGGAACAGAAUAUUGCGGACAAUCACGAUAAUACGGAGACUUUUAUGGGAGGUGGGUUCCUACCAGGUAUAGCAAACCACGAAGCAAGGCCGUAUAGUGAACCUUCAGAGCCAGAAGAUAGUUUAGAUUAUGUUUCUGUUGACAAAGCGGAGGAAAGUGCUACAGACGACGAUGUCGGGGAGGAUUAUUCGGAUUUUAUGAAAGAACUAGAGAUGUCAGAGGAAUCAGACUGA
Saccharomyces cerevisiae S288C is the source of this 2265-nucleotide messenger RNA. It is a transcript of the gene RAD4, whose product is annotated as Rad4p. Bases 1 to 2265 code for a protein of 754 amino acids. Lineage: Eukaryota; Fungi; Ascomycota; Saccharomycetes; Saccharomycetales; Saccharomycetaceae. The record is from RefSeq and is marked reviewed. Gene Ontology annotation, biological process: nucleotide-excision repair; DNA repair. Gene Ontology annotation, cellular component: cytoplasm; nucleus. Gene Ontology annotation, molecular function: DNA binding; damaged DNA binding. The transcript has a single exon.